Spinacia oleracea (spinach) is the source of this 4127-nucleotide messenger RNA. RefSeq names its product DExH-box ATP-dependent RNA helicase DExH15 chloroplastic. Gene Ontology annotation, molecular function: ATP binding; nucleic acid binding. The record is from RefSeq and is a predicted model, not a curated record. Lineage: Eukaryota; Viridiplantae; Streptophyta; Magnoliopsida; Caryophyllales; Amaranthaceae. The coding region runs from base 81 to 3587 and encodes 1168 amino acids. Gene Ontology annotation, biological process: nuclear-transcribed mRNA catabolic process, 3'-5' exonucleolytic nonsense-mediated decay. Gene Ontology annotation, cellular component: Ski complex. The transcript has 18 exons.
UAAAAUUCGAGAUUGAAUUUGAGCGGCGUGUUUGAGAAGUGAAGGAGAGAGCAAGAGAGCUAAGCAACAGCUCUCCCGCCAUGAACACACUCCUCCAAAUUCUUCCUACCUUCUCUCCUCUCUCUCUAUCCUCCUUCACGCUUCUCCCUUCUUUUCAUUCACACUCAACAAUCCAAUUCCCCAAAUUAGGGUUUUGUUCCCCCAAAUUACUUCGCACCUCUCAAUUUCGCCCUAAUUCUCUCUCCUCCGUCGAAAACCAGCUCUCCGACGCUGAGGAAGAUGAUUAUGACGAUGAGGACGACGAGGCUGCCGAUGAGUAUGACGAUGUUUCCGGUGAUACGGAAGUUUCAGGUGAGUUGGAGGAUGACGACGAAGUUGAGGCUCAAGACGACGAGUUAAACUCGUCGGUUUGGAGUAGUAAUGAUUCUAAGCUAGAGAGAGUUCAGAAGUUGUGCGAUGAAGUCAGAGAAUUUGGUUCUGAAAUUAUUGACGCCAAUGAACUCGCCUCCAUUUAUGAUUUCCGUAUUGACAAAUUUCAGAGGUUGGCGAUAAAGGCAUUUUUGAGAGGCUCGUCGGUGGUGGUUUCGGCGCCGACAAGCAGUGGCAAGACAUUGAUAGCAGAGGCCGCGGCGGUGGCGACCGUAGCUAAAGGAAAGCGGCUGUUCUAUACUACUCCACUCAAAGCAUUGUCAAAUCAAAAGUUCCGCGAGUUUCGGGAUACAUUUGGAGAUAGUAAUGUUGGCCUUUUGACCGGGGAUUCUGCUAUUAAUAAAGAUGCUCCAGUUUUGAUUAUGACAACAGAAAUUUUGCGGAACAUGUUGUAUCAGAGUGUUGGAGUGGUUUCUUCUGGGAGUGGGCUAUUUGAUGUUGAUGUAAUUGUUUUGGAUGAAGUACAUUAUCUAAGUGAUACAUCUCGUGGUACUGUUUGGGAGGAAACUGUCAUUUAUUGCCCGAAAGAAGUGCAGCUUAUUUGUCUAUCCGCAACUGUUGCAAAUCCAGAUGAGUUAGCUGGUUGGAUUGGACAGAUUCAUGGCAAAACAGAAUUGGUUACAUCAUCAAAACGUCCUGUACCAUUGACAUGGCUUUUUUCUACGAAAACCUCUUUGCUUCCACUUCUUGAUGAGAGUGGAACGAGUAUGAACAGGAGGCUUUCAGUCAACUAUCUUCGCCUUUAUGCUUCAGGGGAGAAAUCUCAGAAAGAUGAGGGAUCUAGACGUAGAAAUUCUAGAAGACGUAAAGAUGACAGUGAUCUGGUCUAUGAGGAGUAUGGUAGCUCGUCUAGACAGUCUUCUCUGUCAAGAAAUGACAUAAACAUGAUCCGACGUUCACUAGUUCCUCAAGUUGAAGAUACACUGGAACAUCUUAAAGGAAAGGAUAUGUUGCCUGCAAUUUGGUUUAUUUUUAGCAGAAAAGGUUGUGAUGCAGCUGUUCAGUACCUUGAGGGUUCCAAGCUUCUGGAUGAGUGUGAGAAGGUUGAAGUGGAACUGGCCCUGAAACGAUUUCGUAUUCAGUACCCUGAUGCUGUCAGAGAGCCUGCUGUAAAGGGCCUCCGACGGGGCAUUGCUGCACAUCAUGCUGGUUGUCUUCCCCUGUGGAAAUCAUUCAUAGAAGAGCUUUUUCAGAGGGGCCUCAUUAAGGUUGUUUUUGCCACGGAAACUCUUGCUGCAGGAAUAAAUAUGCCUGCUAGGACAGCUGUUAUUGCUUCACUCAGCAAAAGGACUGAAGCUGGACGUAUCCAGCUAAGAUCCAAUGAGCUGUUUCAGAUGGCAGGCCGUGCUGGACGUCGAGGUAUAGAUGAAAAAGGUCAUGUAGUGCUUAUCCAGAGUCCCUUUGAAGGUGCUGAAGAAAGCUGCGCGCUUCUAUUUUCUGGCAUGGAGCCUCUUGUUUCACAGUUUACUGCUUCAUAUGGAAUGGUUUUGAACCUUCUUGGGGGUGCAAAAGUUACCCGGCGAUCAAAUGAAGCAGAUGGCAUCAAGAUUUCUCAAACAGGACGAACUUUGGAAGAAGCAAGGAAGUUAGUUGAGCAAAGUUUUGGAAACUACCUUGGGAGCAAUGUAAUGCUUGCUUCAAAAGAGGAACUUGGCAGAGUUCAGAAAGAAAUAGAAUUAUUAACUGCAGAAGUCAGUGAUGAUGCUUUUGAUAGGAAAAUCAGGAAGUUGUUGUCAGAAUCAGCAUACCAAGAGAUUACUGGUUUGCAGGAAGAGUUAAGGGAAGAAAAGCGUCUUCGAGUUGAAUUUCGACGGAGGAUGGAACUGGAGAGGAUGGCUUCUAUGAAACCUUUAUUGAAGGAGCUAGGAGAUGGUAACUUACCUUUUUUGUGCCUGGAAUACAAGGAUACGGAUGGCGUUGAGCACUCAAUUAUGGCAGUAUACUUGGCAGAGGUUCAUUCACUCGACGGAUCAAAAUUAAAGAACCUUGUGCAGAAUGAUGGUUCUUUUAACCUGAACAUAGUGGAAACAGAGCUAAGUAGUGAUGCUGCUGGAAGGCUGCCAUGUUUUCAGCCUUCUUAUCAUGUGGCUCUUGGUUCAGAUAAUUCUUGGUAUCUUUUCACUGAAAAAUGUAUCAAAGCAGUAUACAGAACAGGCUUCCCAAACAUGGCUUUGACUGAAGGGGAUGCUUUACCACGGGAAAUUUUGACCAAGCUUGUUGAUAAGGAAGGAAUGGAGUGGGCAAGGCUGGUUGAUAAUGAAUUUGGCAGUUUAUGGCAUAUGGAAGGAUCCCUGGAGACAUGGUCUUGGAGUUUAAAUGUUCCUAUGUUGAGUAGCCUAUCUGAAGAAGAUAAGGCAUCUCACAUGUCACCGACACAACUUGAGGCGGUAGAAUGCUACAGAAAACAAAGAAAUAAAGUUUCACAUUUGAAGAAAAGAAUUACUCGUACUUCAGGCUUUAGAGAAUACAAGAAGGUUCUUGACAUAGCAAAAUUAACCGUGGGAAAAAUAAGGCGCCUGAAGAUCAGAGAAAAACGCUUGACUGAUCGGAUUGAGCGGAUUGAACCCUCGGGGUGGAAAGAGUUUUUGCAGAUUAGCAGUGUUAUUCAUGAAACUAGGGCAUUAGAUAUCAAUACCAAUGUGAUAUUUCCGCUGGGAGAAACUGCAUCUGCGUUGCGAGGAGAAAAUGAACUCUGGCUUGCUAUGGUUCUUCGAGAUAGAGUGCUGCUGGACCUACAACCGACGCAACUAGCUGCUGUCUGUGGGAGCCUAGUUUGUGAAGGGAUAAAACUUCGACCAUGGAAGAAUAACAGCUUUAUUUACGAGCCUUCUUCCACUGUGCUCAACAUUAUAAAUUAUUUGGAGGAGCCAAGGAAUUAUCUUUUGCAUAUUCAAGAGAGACAUGAUGUACAGAUAUCUUGCUGCUUGGAUAGCCAAUUUUCUGGUAUGAUAGAAGCCUGGGCCUCUGGUUUGACUUGGCGGGAAAUAAUGAUGGAUUGCGCAAUGGAUGAGGGUGAUCUAGCUCGACUCCUACGACGGACGAUUGAUUUAUUAGCUCAAAUUCCCAAGUUGCCAGAUAUUGACCCUGUCCUGCAAAGCAAUGCAAAGAUAGCAUCCGGUGUCAUGGACCGUUCACCAAUUAGUGAGCUAGCGGGAUAAUCUUUUCUAUACAGAAAUUAGGUUUUCCAGAGACGGGCAUGAAUACGGGUAUGGAAAAACGAAACAAGAUCUUAAAAUUAAAGGACAUGCAGGCGUAUUUAACUUCAGAGGCUAUGAGUGAGUAGAAGAAGUAAAAUUAAGCAUAUCUCAUGAAGCAAGUCUUGGAUGCUAGUCUGCUAGAGUGCUAGGUAUACUCUUUGGUUCAGUGUACUCCGUAUAUUGCAUUUUCAACAUAUCCGAAUUCAUGUGCCUCAAGCUAGAAGGACUGACUUAUAGGAAUACGCAACAGAGUUUGAAUAUUUUUAGAGCCAAAUAGUUGUAGUUUGGCUGUAAAUACACGAGGGCUACAAGUUGCUGCUCUCGGUUAAUGUAUAGUCUAUUUGUACCGUUGUCUGGUUCAGACAUGAGGGCUUUGUUGUAACUUAGGUGUAUGGUUCGAAUGUAGAAUUACUUGUAAGGAAUGAUGUAGCAAAUCCAGUUUGUAAUCAAAUCACAAGAUUCUAUAUCAAUAAUAAAUAUAAGUGAAGAACCAUUCAUAUA